Messenger RNA from Porites lobata, 681 nucleotides. The record is from the annotation of a GenBank genome assembly. Lineage: Eukaryota; Metazoa; Cnidaria; Anthozoa; Scleractinia; Poritidae.
AUGGCAUUUUCUCCCGUAAAAUUGCCAAAAUUUGGGUUUCUUUAUAAUGGACUUUACAUCACCUGUCGUCACGUUUCGAAAUGGAUUCCCAGCUCCCUCAGAACUCUUUUGAAUAUUGAUAGUCUUCAAGCUCGUCAAGUCGGCGAUCCCAUCUUACGAGAACAAGCAGAGAUUGUAGACAUUUCAACUGUCCACUCCCCCGAAUUUAAGCAGAUGGUGGAGCGAAUGUUCAAGGUUAUGAGGAAAGCGAAAGGUCAGGGAAUCGCUGCCCCUCAGAUUGGCGUUGGGCUUCAAGUAUUUGCAAUGGAGUAUACAGGACAACACAUGAAGGAAUUAAAAGAUCAAGGAUGCAGUGAUAAAGAGAUGAAGCGCAUGGGUAUUGCACUAGUUCCACCAAGAGUGUUUGUAAACCCUGAAAUUAGAAUAAUUGACUCCACUUUGUUGGCAUUCCGCGAGGGGUGUUUAAGCAUAGAGGGUUAUUCUGCGCUUGUACCCCGAGCUAAAGAGAUUGAAAUUACUGCUUUGGAUAUGGAAGCCCACCCUAUCACAUGGAGGACUAUGGGUUGGCCAGCAAGAAUCAUUCAGCAUGAGAUGGAUCACUUAAAGGGGAACCUGUACAUUGAUACUAUGAUGUACAAGUCAUUUAUGAAAAAUGACUGGGGAAAUUACAUCAAAAAGUAG